This is a messenger RNA of Durio zibethinus, 4566 nucleotides long. RefSeq lists its product as uncharacterized. Lineage: Eukaryota; Viridiplantae; Streptophyta; Magnoliopsida; Malvales; Malvaceae. Gene Ontology annotation, biological process: protein phosphorylation. The record is from RefSeq and is a predicted model, not a curated record. Gene Ontology annotation, molecular function: protein binding; protein kinase activity; ATP binding.
UUUUAAAAAUGUAAAAAAGACAAAAUAGAUAUAAAGGUAAUCUAUGCACGUUCAAAUUCAAAGUUAGGAAAUCCUCAACUGGGCCAAUCUUAUUUAAGUGCUUUAGCCUAAUCGCUUUUGGUGGGUAGCAACUGGCAACUUUGAAUCACAUUUCAAAGUCAAAUUCAUGGCUGUUUCUGUUCUCCAUUUUGAACUAUAAUAAUCUUAGAUGGGGUCGCUGCAUUUGGCUCCAUAUGUAAAUGAUAAGCACUGACGGAUAGCAGGCCGAAGAAGACUUGCAAAUUGAAUUUUAUGGUAUGGCCUUUCUCGUAUCUGUAUGAAAGUUUUCUAAAGUUGUAAGCUAAAUCCUCAGCAACUAAAGCAUGUUAACUUUUCGAAAUCCAUGUCUUGUUCUCUUCCAUGUUGUUUUGCUUUUUUUACUUCCAUUGAAGAUCACAUGCUCAGCAAGAGCACAAGCGGAGGCACUCGUCCAAUGGAAGAACAGCUUGUCUUUUUCGCCAUCUUCUCUCAAUUCUUGGUCACUGUCCAACCUCAACAACCUCUGUAACUGGACUUCCAUUAACUGCGAUGGCAGUGGAACAGUCUCCGAAAUCAACCUAUCCAAUGCAAACCUGUCUGGUUCCAUCGCUCAAUUCAACUUAACUCCAUUUGCCAAUCUCACCCGCUUUGACCUCAAGAAUAACAGUAUUGACGGCCCGAUACCGUCCGCAGUUGGUACUCUAGCCAAGCUGCUUGUCUUGGAUUUGAGCAACAAUUCUUUUCAAGGCAACAUACCGCCGGAGAUUGGUCGUCUAAUAGAGCUUAAAUAUCUGAGUCUAUUCAACAACAAUCUUAGCGGUAGCAUUCCUCCUCAAGUUAGCAAUCUCCAAAAUGUAAGGUACCUCGACCUUGGAUUCAACUACUUUGUUUCUUCUGACUCCUCCGAUUUCUUGGCCAUGCCCUUGUUGACACACCUCAGCUUAGCUUUUAAUGAACUUGAAUUGGAUAUCCCUCAAUUUGUACUCAACUGCCACAAUCUUACCUUCCUAGACUUGUCACUGAAUAGGUUGAUUGGUCCAAUACCAGAAUCAUUGUUCACCAAUCUGAGCAAGCUUGAGUAUCUCAAUCUCACUUACAAUUCCUUUGAAGGACCACUAUCCUCGAACAUUUCCAAGCUUUCCAAACUCAUAGAUCUUCGACUGGCAACCAAUCAGUUAAAUGGUUCAAUUCCUGAGAGUCUAGGAACCAUGUCUGAUCUUGAAACAAUUGAAUUGCUCCAAAAUUUGUUUCAAGGGAAUAUUCCAUCUUCUUUAGGCCAACUAAGAAAUCUCAAGAAACUUGAUCUCCGCUCGAAUGGCUUAAAUUCUACAAUCCCACCCGAGCUUGGUUUCUGUACUAACCUCACCUUUUUGGCCUUAGCUGGGAAUCAACUGAGCGGGGAGCUGCCUUUGUCCUUGUCACAACUCACAAAGAUAACUGAUUUGGGUUUAUCUGAAAAUUCUUUUAUCGGUGAGAUCCCACCGUCUCUCAUUUCUAAUUGGACCAACUUGAUCUCUUUGCAACUUCAAGACAAUUCUUUCUCGGGGAAGAUUCCACCAGAAAUAGGCCUAUUGACAAACCUCCAAUUCCUCUUUCUCUAUAAAAAUAGCCUUUCUGGAUCAAUUCCUUCAGAUGUUGGAAACUUGAAUUCCCUGAAAAGUUUAGACCUUUCUGAUAAUCAGCUUUCGGGUCCAAUUCCUCCAACUAUAUGGAGUCUUUCAAAUCUUGAAGGUUUACAGCUUUUCUACAACAAUCUUAGUGGCACAAUUCCACCAGAGGUUGGAAAUAUGACAUCCUUGCAAUCUCUUGAUGUCAACACAAACUUCUUGCAUGGGGAAUUGCCGGACACGAUUUCUAGCCUCACUAACCUAUUGGCAUUCUCCGUGUUCACCAAUAAUUUCUCUGGUAGCAUUCCUCGGGAUUUUGGGAAGAACAGUCCUGGGUUGUCUUAUGUGAGCUUUUCCAACAACAGCUUCUCUGGAGAAUUACCGCCUGAAUUGUGCAGUAGUUUUGCUCUUGAAAAUUUCACGGUAAAUGGAAACAACUUCACAGGGACAUUGCCAGCUUGCUUGAGGAACUGUGAAGGGUUAAAAAGAGUCCGGUUAGAUGGGAACAAAUUUACGGGUAACAUCACCAAUGCAUUUGGAGUUCAUCCUCAUCUUGACUAUAUUUCUCUUAGUGACAAUCAAUUCACUGGUGAAAUCUCGCCAGAGUGGGGAGAAUGCCAAAAUCUCACCAAUCUACAAAUGGACAGAAACAGAAUUUCUGGUGGAAUUCCAGCUGAGCUUGGAAAGUUGAGUCAGUUGCGUCUUCUAAACCUGGGGGCCAAUGAGUUGACAGGAGAUAUUCCUUUGGAGCUGGGAAAUUUGAGCAUGUUGUUCAAUCUAAAUUUGAGCCAGAAUCAUCUCACAGGUGACAUUCCUCAGAUUGUCGUCCGCAGCUUAGUGAAUUUAGAUUACCUUGAUCUAUCAGGGAACAAAUUGACAGGAGAAAUACCAAAAGAACUUGAGAAUUGUGAAAAAUUAUUGAGCUUGAGCUUGAGUCACAACAAUUUAUCUGGUGCAAUUCCAGGUGAGCUAGGUAGCUUAUCAGUUUUGCAGUACUUACUGGAUCUCAGCAGCAAUUCACUCUCAGGCUCAAUCCCCUCAGACCUAGGGAAGCUUGACUCAUUGGAGAAUCUAAACGUUUCACAUAACGAUCUGUCAGGCACAAUCCCGACUUCAUUGUCCUCCAUGAUUAGUCUUCGUGUAUAUGAUUUCUCCUACAAUGAGUUAACAGGCCCGAUUCCAAGUACUGGUGUAUUCCAAAAUGCUUCUGGAAAUGCUUUUGUUGGAAACUCAGGUUUGUGUGGAGAUGCUGAAGGAUUAACUCCUUGCCCUUCAACUCCCACAAAGAGCAAAUCCAAUAACAAGACGGUUCUUAUCGCUAUCAUUGUUCCAGUCUGUGGCAUAUUAAUUAUAGUAGCAAUUGUUGCUGGAGUGUUUAUAUAUUGCCGGCAAAGCAAGAUGCUUGAUGAAGAAACUAAAGUUGGUAAAAAGACUAAUGUUUCUGAGUCGACCAUUUGGGAAAGAGAAGGAAAAUUUACAUUUGGUGACAUUGAAAAAGCCACAGAAGGCUUUAAUGAUAAGUACUGCAUUGGAAAAGGAGGAUUUGGAAGUGUUUACAGAGCAGUAUUGCCCUCAGGUCAAGUAGUUGCAGUUAAAAAACUGAAUUUGUCAGAUUCCAGCGAUACUCAAGUAACAAACAGCAGGAGUUUUGAGAAUGAGAUUCAUAUGUUAACAGAAGUUAGGCAUCGGAAUAUCAUAAAGUUGUAUGGAUACUGUUCAAAAGGAGGUGGCAUAUACUUGGUUUAUGAGUAUUUGGAAAGAGGUAGUUUGGGAAGUGUAUUGUAUGGAGCACAACAAGGAGUGGAGCUAGGAUGGGCUACAAGGGUGAAAAUUGUGCAAGGAUUGGCUCAUGCAAUUGCGUACUUGCAUUAUGAUUGCUCUCCACCGAUUAUACACCGAGACAUAUCUUUGAAUAACAUUCUGCUUGAGGAAGAAUAUGAACCCAGGCUCUCAGACUUUGGUAUUGCAAGGUUGUUGAAUCCAAAUUCAUCCAACUGGACAACGGUUGCUGGGUCUUAUGGGUACAUGGCACCAGAGCUUGCAUUCACAAUGAGAGUCACAACUGAAUGCGAUAUUUACAGCUUUGGAGUGGUGGCAUUAGAGAUCAUGAUGGGAAAGCACCCAGGGGAGCUCUUGAAUUCCCUGUCAUCAGUAACAUUGUUAUCAAACAACAAAGAAUUGCUUCUGAAGGAUCUGCUAGACCAACGGCUUCCACCUCCUACUGACCAAAUGGCAGAGGAAGUUGUAUUUGUUUUCACGGUAGGCUUAGCUUGCAUACAUUCCGUGCCGGAGUCACGGCCCACCAUGCGUUUUGUGGCACAAGAAUUAUCAGCAAGAACACAGGCUUGCUUGGAUGAGCCACUGGGAACUAUAACCAUUAGCAAGUUAACUCGCUUUCAAAAAUAGAUUAAGACAGAAACAAUAGGCAGGUUUCAAUCUAGGGAGCAAAGACUUCAGGUCAUUUAGCAGCCAGUUUUUACUACAUUUGUGUUACUUAUAAAGCAGAUAUGUUUGUGCCUUGUAUCAUAUUUUGCAUGUGUUACAGAGUGUAUGUAUUGUAUUCUUGUCCAUAUACCAAUAAGAAUAUUACAUUUCAAGGGUUCAAAAGGUUAUUGUCUGCCGAACAGUCCUGGAGUGAAUCCUGGCUAGGUUCCAUUCUUUUGGCCAAAAAAGUUUGGCGCCUCAAUGGGACCAAUUUUCACGGGCUGUACUUUUUCUCCAUGCUCCAACUCCCAAUCACCAAAUUGCAAAACCAAUAUUCAGCAUUUUUGUACAAAAACCAUUUUGUUUUCUAAUGCAGAAACUUCAGUCUUUGUAGCUUUUUUUUAAUGCGGAUUAAAGAAUAUACGGUGGGAAAAGAGUCAGAAUCACAUUUAUUACAAUUUUUUUUCUCUGGUCAGAAAUUGGCUUUUGACCUCAGCGGAAUCGUUGGCUGCAAUAU